AUGGACCGCGGCGGCCGCGCCCCCCCCGCGCCCCGCCGCGUCCCCGGGGCUCAGCCGGCCCCGGUCUCCGCCGCUCCCGGGCGCUUGGCGGAGGCGGCGGCGGCGCGGGGAGCGGAGCGGGCGGAGCUGGCGGCGCUCAACGAUCGCUUCGCAGCGUUCCUGGAGCGGGUGCGGGCGCUGGAGCGGCAGAACGGGGCCCUGCGCUCCGCCCUGGGCCGCGCCGCCGCCGCCGCCGCCCCCCGCGCCGCGGGGCUGGUGCAGGGCGAGCUCCGGGGGCUGCGGGAGCGGCUGCAGCGCCUCGGCCGCGACCGCGAUCGCCUCCAGGCCGAGCGCGACGGGCUGGCCGCCGAGCUGCGGGGGCUGCGGCAGCGGCUGGAGGAUGAGAUGCAGAAGCGGGAGGAUGCGGAGAAGAGCCUCGUGCUGUUCCGCAAGGACGUAGAUGACGCCACGCUGUCCCGCCUGGAGCUGGAGCGCAAAAUUGAGCUGCUGAUGGAUGAGAUCGGUUUCCUGAAGAAGCUGCACGAGGAGGAGCUGCGGGACCUGGAGGUGAGCGCGCAGAGCCAGCAGGCAGAGGUGCAGGUGGAGCUCCGCCAGCCGGACCUGACAGCCGCGCUGCGCGACAUCCGCACCCAGUAUGAGAGCAUCGCCGUGAAGAACCUGCAGGAAGCCGAGGAGUGGUACAAGUCAAAGUUCGCCGAUCUCUCAGACGCGGCCAACCGCAACCACGAGGCGCUGCGGCUGGCGAGGCAGGAGAUGAACGAGUCCCGGCGGCAGAUCCAGAGCCUCACCUGCGAGGUGGACGGGCUGAAGGGCAUGAACGAGGCGCUGCAGCGGCAGAUGCGGGAGAUGGAGGACGAGUUUGGGGUGGAGAUCGGAAGCUACCAGGACGUGGUGGGGCGGCUGGAGCAGGAGAUCCAGCACAUGAAGGAGGAGAUGGCGCGGCACCUGCGCGAGUACCAGGACCUGCUCAACAUCAAGAUGGCCCUGGACAUCGAGAUCGCCACGUACCGCAAGCUGCUGGAGGGCGAGGAGAGCCGGGCCACCUUCCCCCCGCACCCCGCUGCCUCCUUCAGCACCAGAAGCUCAGUGCUUGAGCUGGAACCGGUGCCGAGCCCCGUGCGGAGGAUGCUGCUCAUCAAAACCAUCGAGAUGAGGGAUGGGCAGCAGGUGGUAACGGAGUCACACAAGGAGCGAGCGGAGCCCAAGUGAGGGGUGGGCUCCCGGUGCCCCCCCGGUGCUGCCUGCCCGUGCUGCCCCCACCGACGGAGGCCGGGGUGGACCCCCGGGACUCCCCGCUCGUGGCCGGGGAGCG
Messenger RNA from Cygnus atratus (black swan), 1312 nucleotides. It is a transcript of the gene PRPH, whose product is annotated as peripherin. Gene Ontology annotation, molecular function: structural molecule activity. The coding region runs from base 1 to 1209 and encodes 402 amino acids. Lineage: Eukaryota; Metazoa; Chordata; Aves; Anseriformes; Anatidae. Gene Ontology annotation, cellular component: axon; type III intermediate filament; plasma membrane. The record is from RefSeq and is a predicted model, not a curated record. The transcript has 9 exons.